Messenger RNA from Lachnellula hyalina, 1740 nucleotides. It is a transcript of the gene betC, whose product is annotated as Choline-sulfatase. Gene Ontology annotation, molecular function: sulfuric ester hydrolase activity. The record is from RefSeq and is a predicted model, not a curated record. The transcript is spliced from 2 exons. NCBI's taxonomy places the organism in Eukaryota, Fungi, Ascomycota, Leotiomycetes, Helotiales, Lachnaceae. The coding region runs from base 1 to 1740 and encodes 579 amino acids.
AUGGCUCCCGACCUCAACUCGGUGCCUCUCUCUCCAAGAGAAUCUACCCCAAACAUCUCCAACGGUAGGAGCAUUCCCGACAUGGCACCUCCACCUGCGCCUACUCCGGCCAAGCGACCAAACAUCCUCUACAUCAUGGCAGACCAGCUGGCCGCCCCGCUGCUCAAGAUGCACAACCCCAAGUCCCAGAUCAAGACCCCCAACCUCGACGCCCUCUCCGCGGGUUCCGUCAUCUUCGAUUCUGCAUACUGCCCUUCUCCUCUCUGCGCCCCCUCUCGAAUGUCCAUGGUCUCCGGUCAACUCCCUACCAAGAUUGGCUCGUAUGACAAUGCCGCUUCCAUUGACCCCAGCAUUCCUACCUACGCACACUACCUCCGAGCCGCUGGAUAUGAGACUACGCUGGCGGGCAAGAUGCACUUCAUCGGAGAGCAAUUGCAUGGCUAUGAGAGCCGGUUGACCAGUGACAUCUACCCUGGCGACUAUGGCUGGGCUGUUGAUUGGGAGGAGCCAGACAGAAGACUGGAAUGGUAUCACAAUGCCAGUUCUAUUCUUCAAGCUGGUCCCUGUGUUAGAAGCAACCAACUCGACUACGACGAGGAGGUCAUGUACAAGUCCAAGCAGUUCCUCUAUGACCACGUUAGAAAGGGCCCAAGCGUGCGCCCAUUCUGCAUGACCGUGUCGCUUACUCACCCUCACGACCCAUACACCAUUGAAAAGCAGUACUGGGACUUGUAUGAGGAUGUCGAUAUUGACCUCCCCGAUGUCAACAUCCCCCAAGAAGAAUUAGACUCCCACAGCCAGCGUUUACUCAAGGUUUGCGAUCUCUGGGGCAAGAAAUUCACCCAUGACGAAGUCAAGAGAGCCCGUCGUGCAUACUAUGGUGCUGUUUCCUAUGUCGAUGACUGCAUUGGGAAAUUGCUUCAAACCUUGAAGGACUGCCGCUUGGACCAAGAUACCAUUGUCGUCUUUAGUGGCGAUCACGGAGAUAUGCUUGGUGAGCGAGGACUGUGGUACAAGAUGUCUUACUUUGAGGCUUCUGUCCGAGUGCCACUCUUGAUUCAUCAUCCCGUUGCCUUCCCACCACACCGCGUCUCCGCCAACGUCUCAACUCUCGAUAUCCUCCCCACGCUAGUCGACCUGGUGCACACCAAGCUUUGGCCAGGCUUACCAAUGGAUGGCAAUUCUCUACUCCCACAUCUCGAGAACAGGCCUGGUGGCUCUGACACUGUUUUCGCCGAGUACUGCGGAGAAGGCACCAUUGCACCGAUGAUGAUGAUUCGUCGUGGCGAAUGGAAAUACAUCACGUGCCCAGCCGAUCCACCUCAACUUUACAACCUUGCCACCGAUCCCAAGGAACUAGUCAAUCUAGCUUCAUUGUCGCCCAAGAACUCUCUCGUUACAUCUGAAGUCGCGGAUACGCUUGCUGCGUUCACCGCAGAGGCUGAAGCAAAAUGGGACCUGAAGAAGAUCACUGCCGAUGUCCUCCUCUCUCAACGCCAACGCCGUCUCGUCUGGUCUGCGCUCAAGCAAGGUCAUUUCACCAGCUGGGACCACAAUCCCAACGAUGAUGGUAGAGAAAAGUAUAUCCGAUCUCACAAGCCGCUUGACGAUCUCGAGCUCAUGGCCCGAUACCCGGCCGUUGAUGCCAAGGGACGAGACCUGUACGGUGGCCAAGGUGGCUUCGGGGCUGGUGGCAUGGGAGGUGUUGUUUACGAGCAAGCCGGUGCACAUGGCCAGUAA